This is a messenger RNA of Copidosoma floridanum, 2333 nucleotides long. RefSeq names its product N-acylneuraminate-9-phosphatase. Gene Ontology annotation, biological process: N-acetylneuraminate biosynthetic process; dephosphorylation. Gene Ontology annotation, molecular function: N-acylneuraminate-9-phosphatase activity. The record is from RefSeq and is a predicted model, not a curated record. NCBI's taxonomy places the organism in Eukaryota, Metazoa, Arthropoda, Insecta, Hymenoptera, Encyrtidae.
UCAGCUCUAGCACAGUCAGGGAGUCGAGAGUCGAGAGCGAGGGGAUCCGGGUCAUCUCUCACACACCACAUACCUACUUUACCUACUUCUCUGUCCCAACAAUCACAAAACUUGCUCAGCUGAGCCUCCUCGACACAACACAUUAUAUAUAUAUAUAUCAGCAACUGCAACGCGGACUCGUGGGUAAAUUCCCGAAAAUUUGCGUGUUUGUAUACAUUUUCAGUUGGCUUAACUGCAAGUGGAAAAAAGGAGGAAACGGCGAAGAGAAUCUUCUGCAAGAGUAACCUUACACUUAUACCUGCUUAUCAAAUGGCUGGCUUUGGAGUGCACCGCGACAAUGGACCGAAGGCCGAGCUCAGCGCGCUGUUCUUCGACCUGGACAACACUCUCAUCGAGACGCGGAGGGGCGACAAUUUAGCCUGUCGCAAGCUGGCCGAGGAGCUAUAUCGCGACUACCAAAUACCAGAAGACCAGGCGGCCAAGAUAACAAGCUCGUACCUGAAGCAGUUCCGCAAGUGUCCGGACAACCAGGUGUCGAGCCUCGAGUCGUGGCGCACCCAGCUCUGGAGCCGCGCCCUGGGCGAGAAGCACGCCCGGCUGGUAAAGCCCGUGUACGAGCGCUGGCUGCACCUGAGGUACCAACAACUCGCCCUCACCCCCGAAACAGUGGCCAUGUUGCGAGGACUGAGGAAGAAGUACCUCCUGGGACUCAUCACCAACGGGCCCUCCAACGCCCAGCGCGAAAAAAUCCACGAACUUGGGCUCGGCCAGUACUUCGACGUGAUGCUCGUGUCCGGCGAUCUGCCCUGGGAGAAGCCCCAGCCCAGGAUCUUCCACGAGGCCUGCCGUUAUCUCGCAGUUAGGCCCGAUAAUUGUAUCAUGGUGGGGGAUAAGUUAGAGACCGACAUCAUUGGUGGUAUUGCGGCCGGAUUCGCCGGUACCGUGUGGAUACCCUUCGGCGACAGUCGACUUCUCGAAAAAGAUGGUCCAAAGCCCAACUACACGAUCAAAAAAGUCACCGACUUACUUAAAAUCCUAAAUUAUGGACCCGAUGCCCACGAGUACGAGGACUCGUCGUCCAACGCUUCGGAUGGCAUGUAAGAGGUGAUUCGGGAUUUGUAUUACACGUACACACUGCACGAUACUGCUGAACUGCGGGAGCAGCAAGAGGAGGCCCAAAGAUGAUGGCGAUUCAAGAGUCUCAAUGAAGAGAGAAUUGCCAAAUGCAAUGAAGCAUACCAUGGAAUCUUUAUUAUAAGAAGGACCUGGUGUCCGAUUUUCAUUACUUAGUAUUUUUCUUUUUUUAUCAAGCUUGAGGUGUCGAAUUUGUUAUUACUUUACUUUUUUUUUACUACUAUUAGUGCAUAAUAGCUUUUAUUUUUUUUUUUUUUUCAAUUUUCUUACUCCAAGUGAAAGAGCAAUGGUGAUAUUUAGGUAAUUGUAGUUUUUUAAUGCAGCUGUAGAGGGCAGUGUACAAUUAUUAUUUGUGAUUCAUGUAGUACCUAAUUAUCCUUCCUUCAUUUUCCUUUGUCGUAUGAAAAAAAUACCAAUGUCCUGUUGAUAGGCGUAUCUAUAGUUGUCUCGGUUGUACAAUAUGCUGUGUAUUUGAAGAAUACGAGCGUGUCUCACUCGACAUAAUGGUUUAUUUCGAUAAACACAAUGUAAGUAUAUAAAUAGGUCUGGAUGCACUCUAGCGAUGAGCUAUGCGUCUAUUCUCAUGGUACAAGAGCAGCCUUAAAUUUUUAGCAAGUAGUCUUUUACAAAGCAGAGGUCAAUUUUUUGUUCAACUCUCUGGCAUAUCUCGUAUCAAGGUGUAAAUGCGUAAUCCAAAAAAGAAUUUAUGUAACUAAUGUACAAAUCUGUAAGGUCACGUACACUAUACAAAGUACUGCUUAGGGGUGAAGAAACUACAUUGAUGAAUAGAGUUGUAAUAAAAACUAUUAAUAAUAAUAAGAAAAAUAUCUCAAGUAGUUUUGUAUCACGUUUUUAAUCCAAUGUAACAUAUAUAUCAAAUAAUUAAAAAGAUAAACGACUAGAUGGAUAGCUCCUACAAUUACUUAAUGGUUGUGUAUAUGUAUGUGUAUAGAAAAAAAAAAAAAAAGAAAGAUUCACCUUUUACCUUAAAAGCUAUAAACUAUUCUACCUAAUAAUAAUGCGUAUAUGUACAUUAAAAUAUAUUUUUUCACUGUACAUUUUUUGAUUGUUCAAAACACUUGUUACGCAAGUCAAGUUAGCAAUAUCCACAAAACAUAUAAUUAUAUUGUACCAUACGUGUAAUAGUCAUCUCAAAAUGAUCUGCUACUAUCGAAGAAAUAAAAAAUGUGUAUAAUAUA